GACCAAGCUGCAGCAACAGGGAAACUUCUCAGCCUGGCAGGAGCAGAGAUUUGGAUCCUAGUCAGCUAAACAGCUCUGACCCUCAGGCAGAGCCUUGGCUGAACCAUGACCGAGGAGCCCGGGCAGAAGGACAGCGAGCUCGGACACCCCCCCUGCAGCAUGGGCUGCGGGCACAAGGACGACAAAGCCAGCCUGGCUUCGAGCCAGACAGCAUCUUUCAGCCACCAGCCCCCCUCCACUCCUGCCUCCAAGGAAGUGUGGAAGAAGGGUGGCCGCAUGUUCUCCAUCCUGCUGGCCGUGCACUUGGCCCUGCUGGCCUGCACGCUGGUGAGCAGCGGGGCUUUCGAGAAGAUCGCCGUGCACGACUACGACGUCUUCUUCCUGCUGACAGUCAUGAUGCUGAUUGUCAUCAUCUGGAUCAUCUUCUACCUCGCAGGCACCUCCCGGUGCCCCGGUGCCAUCCUGGGCAAGGACUCCCACGCCGGGCCCAUCUGGCUGAGAGGAGGCCUGAUCCUAUUUGCCAUUUUCAGCCUUGUCAUGGAUGUGUUCAAAAUAGGAUAUUACUCGAGCUUCUAUAGCUGCCUGUCUGCAAUCAAAAUCAUCUACCCCAUUGUGCAGGCAAUAUUUGUGGUUGUCCAGACAUAUUUCCUGUGGGUCUCUGCCAAAGACUGCAUCCACGUGCACCUGAACGUUACCAGAUGUGGCUUGAUGCUAACGCUGACUACAAACCUGGCUGUGUGGAUGUCAGCAGUGACAGAUGAGUCUGUCCACAAGGCACAUUCAAAGCUGAAGAAAAACAUGACAGAGGAAAUCUUCAGGUGGCUCCUGAAAGUGGGAAUGAGAAGCAGCUCAGUUGAAGAAUGCAAUUGCAAGAGCCAAAUAUGCCAGAUCUUCAAAAAUGGCUACUUUUGGCUGUACCCCUUUAACAUUGAGUACAGUCUCUUUGCCUCUGCCAUGGUCUAUGUCAUGUGGAAGAAUGUUGGACGCUUCAUAGACCACCACUCCCACCACAUUCAGCGCCUGAAGUUCAGGCUCUUCCGAAGGACCUUCUUUGUAGGCAUCAUGUUGGGCCUCAUCAUCCUCGUGAGUGGUUUGGGAGUCCUCAUCCUGUACGAGGUGCAGGUAAAUUCCAGCACUGAAUCCAGCAAGAAGAGCCAAGCACUCACCAUGUACUACAUCUUCAACAUUGUUUGUCUGAGCCUGAUGUCUCUUGUCUGCAUCGGUGGCUCUGUCAUCUACCGGUUUGACAAGAGGGACAUGGACCGGCACAAGAACCCCACCAGGACCCUGGACGUGGCCCUGCUAAUGGGGGCAGCCUUGGGGCAAUAUGCCAUUUCCUACUACUCCAUUGUGGCCAUCGUGGCCAGCACGCCAAGGGACACUAUCAGCGCACUCAACCUUACCUACGCCCUCCUAAUGAUCGCCCAGCACACCUUCCAGAACGUCUUCAUCAUCGAGGGCCUCCACCGGCAGCCCCCCAAGGAGGACUGCAAGCACGAGUCUCACCAGAAGGACCUCUAUGGGCUCACCUUUGUGAACAUCAACGCUGUGUCCCUGCGGGUGCCCGACACUGGCAGCACCUUGGCCGCUGGUGUGGCAUCUGGCACGGAAGCCAUGCACGCUUCUGACCUCGUCAGGUCCCUCACUGCCCCCAAGAAGAUGAACUGGAGGAGGAAGUUCUUGAGGGAGAUCUCCAUGUUCCUGCUGCUGAGCAAUAUCAUACUCUGGAUCAUGCCAGCGUUCGGUGCCCGGCCCCAGUUUGACAAUGACACAGAACUGAACUUCUAUGGCGAUUCCAUGUGGCCGGCCAUCGUGGACAUUUGCCUGCCCUUUGGCAUCUUCUACCGAAUGCACGCUGUGGCCAGCUUGCUGGAGGUCUACAUCAUGUCCUAAAGAGCUCCCUUGCAAGGAAGAUGAGAUCCUCCUCAAGCAAUCCACCUUCUUCCUACCCAAGGGCUGGGAGCUGCCCAGAUGUCCCCA
Messenger RNA from Camarhynchus parvulus, 1980 nucleotides. It is a transcript of the gene OTOP2, whose product is annotated as otopetrin 2. The transcript is spliced from 7 exons. Gene Ontology annotation, cellular component: membrane. Gene Ontology annotation, molecular function: proton channel activity. The coding region runs from base 106 to 1893 and encodes 595 amino acids. The record is from RefSeq and is a predicted model, not a curated record. Lineage: Eukaryota; Metazoa; Chordata; Aves; Passeriformes; Thraupidae. Gene Ontology annotation, biological process: proton transmembrane transport.